ACAACCUUCGCCGCGCUGCUUUCCUGCGAACUGAGCAGCAGCGAGUACGGGCGGCGAGAAUCGGGACACCCUUGCCUAGACAUGCCUAGACCCUCAUCCUUUCUUCGUACAUAAUGUCUUUGAACAGCUUAUAUUUAAUUGACUUACAAUCUGCUGUAGAUAUUUUGAUUCGGUUAUUUUUCUCCAUUGAGAGAUUGUUCGGCUGUUGUUCAGCUAAAUAGAAGGUCUGAAGGUCUUUUGUCCAUAAAUCGGCAACAACCAGAAUCCUGGAUAUUUGGUGUCAUGUUUCAGGACGUUGAAGCCAAGUCAAAUUUUUGCGGGUGUUAUCACACUUCAGUGGAUAACAUCUCCCUUUAUACUAGAAGGUAGUAGGAGCCGGUCUUGUUCAGUGGAAGACUUCCAAGACAACAGGACGGCUCAUGUUAUGGUAUACAUGCACCAUGCUUGUUUAAAGUAAUGUCUUAGACCUCCAGGAAUCAGGUGCCUCAGACAGACUAGGCAAAAGAGCGAGGCAGCCCUACCUGUUUGAGUCUUGGCUGCAGGGACGACUCUGACAGCAUGAGUAGGCUGGCAGUCCACCUCUGCACACUUGGCUGUGUGCUGCUCUGCUCCGCUGCCGUCCUCCUGGAAACGAUUGAGUUGGACCACGAGACUCAUCUUACCUGUUCACAGGACAUACGUGAGUGCACAGUGAAGGAUGGGGAGCAGCCUGGAUAUGGAUCUGACCCUGUAGCAAUAUUGACACUGGAGCUGAAAGCUUUGUUGUGCUGCCAUGACAGCCGGGACUGCAGACCCUGUGUAGAGAUCUACCUUACUGUCAAAGGGUCCUAUGGUGAAUCAGAGGGAUCAGGGGGACACAGCGAUGAGUACGGCGCCACCGUGAGGGACACGGGAAGUGGGAGCAAUGACAGUCAACCCAGCUCCCCCCCCCACCUGUCAGUUCUGUCCUUCGUAGUGUGUCACACCACUGCGAGCUCUAUCAGUGUAUGCAAGAUAAUAGAGUUCACUCUGAGCCCUGCUGCACUGGAGGACCCCGAUGAGCCCGAGAUGUGGCUGUCCCUGGUGGUAUCUGAUAAAUUGGCCUUCGGAAGCCAUCUGUUUGUGUCCGUCCAGGCUGUGAACAAGAGCAUCGUGUUGCCCUCUCAGCAAGAAGUCUGCUUCACAGACCACAGGGAAAUUGUGAAAGAGUGUGAUGUUCCAAAGCUGCACACUGUGAUUGACUGGACGAAGGAAGUGGCCAUAGUGUACCUGGCCAAUGAGGACAAAGACACCUCGGCUUCACUGUCCAUGUGUCUGAAAUACGAAGAAACAGGAGAUUGCAUAUAUCAAAAAUGGGAUCAAAAAGAGAAUUUUUCAAUUCCGUUACAUUCUGUUACUCCCUGUCUUUGUAUUCAGGCAUGGUGGAUGAAAAUGGAUGCCUUGCGUGUGAACAGCUGUCCGUUCAGUGACCUCAAAGAGUUUUUCAACAACACCUGGAAAAACGUCUCGCUGUUUGUGGAGCCCGUUCAGAGCAAUGGGGGUGACACAGUGCUCACUUGGAAUCUUAGCUCCCCCUGCAGGGUGGAGGCUGAGCUGUGGUUGUGUGAAAAGACAGUGGAAGGAGCUCUGCGCGGCUGUAAAGAGAUGCAGGGCUCCAGGGUGCGUUUGAGGAAAGACCAGGACUUGGAAUGGUCUGUCAGUUCCCGAGAGUAUCUGGGAAAAGGAGAAUUUAUUGAUGUACUUCCCCAUCCCAUGCUCUGCGUAGCGGCAAAAAUAUACAGGAUGAGCGGCGUGUUGGCCAUCCAGUGUCCUUUUGCAGCCCCUAGGAGGAACUGGACUCUACUGGUCCUUGUUACCUUACUGCUAAUUUGCCUGAUCGUCCUUGUAGCCCAUGUGUUGCAUGGCAGCCUCAAAGGAGAUGCGGACCGGGGCCACGUGGUGCUGCUGUUCCCCCCGGACACGGAGCCGGCCUUGCCGGGCCUGGUGUACCGGCUGGGCUCCAUGCUGUCGGCGGCAGGCUUCAGCGUGAGUGGGGACCUGUGGAGCCGAGGCGAGCUGUGUACCCUGGGAGCUGUGCCCUGGCUGCACGCGCAGCUGGAGAAUCUGCAGCGGAAGGGCGGCAAGGCUGUGCUCAUUGUGACGCAGACGGCCUGGGAGCUCGCUGAGGCCUGGCUGCAGGACACAGGCAGGCGGCCCUUCUCCCACCCGUACCCGGACGUAUUUGUGGCGGCGCUGAGCUGCAUUCUGGCGGACCAGCUGCAGGGUCUGGCCGGCAGGCGUUUCGCACUGGUGCAGUUCGACUCUCUGCCCCCUACGGCCCCAGCAAGUGGUCACCCUUUCCCCGAGCUCUUCCAAGGCCUGUCCCUGUACAGCCUACCCUCGCAGCGCUUGGACUUCCUGAUGGAGCUGGUGGCGCCCUGUGGGUGGGCUGGCUCCUGGCUGGGAAGACUGAAGGCUAGGCUGUGGGUGUGGGCACUGGGCCUCUACAAGGCCAGGGGGCUGCAUAGGCACUGGCUUUCCAGGCGCUUCCAGGGUGGCACCAGGUCAUUACAAGGAACGCUGUGGGAGACAGCUCACCUGCGCCCUGGCCCCAGUGCCUAAGUGCCCUCCUCUGCCCCCGCUAUCAGAGCUCUCCACCUGGAUGAGAGCUAGCUGAGUGCCAUGGACACAUCCAGCCGGAAAAGGCCGUUUUUUACCCCCUAGUUGGACACACCUCGUCCUGAAACAGCCACUCUUUUAAAUAUUUGUAUGUUUGUACAUAGCCAAAUGCAGGCAGGUUGACUUCUUCUUUUAUAUCCAAAACUGUAUUAUGAUAUUGUUUUUUAUAAAUGAGAAUAUUGGUAUGAUGAUAAGUUGAAGGUUUGUCCAUGAGCUAUUUGUGUUGCCUUUCUGAAAGACUUUCAGUUUGUUGGCAUCAACACUGAAUCUCCUCGCAGUUUUUUCUUUUAGGGUUGGUAACUGAAUUUAGAUAAUUGUCUACCAAGUGUAACAGCGUGUGCCAGUAUCUUAUACUGGGAAAUCCUUAUUGCCCGCAAGACAUCUUUUGUUAUUUGAAAAAGUAAUUAGUAUUACAUUUUGUAACAGAUUUUGUUGAUUGCUCAUGUUACUGUGAAUGUACAGCGCUCAGAUCA
Molecule: messenger RNA, 3110 nt
Organism: Paramormyrops kingsleyae
Lineage: Eukaryota; Metazoa; Chordata; Actinopteri; Osteoglossiformes; Mormyridae
Product: interleukin-17 receptor C
Molecular function (GO): interleukin-17 receptor activity
Source: RefSeq, a predicted model, not a curated record